AUGCUCAGCUCAGGAUUCACCAAUGCGCCAGUGACCAAAUUGGCUCUGGUCUUUAUUAUCGCUUCAUCGAUAAUAGUGAGCAUUGCAGAUGCUAAAUACCUGUUUUACAUUCAAGUGAACCCGCAUAUAUGGCAGUAUAAUCAGUUAUGGCGGUUUCUAAUCUGGCCGCUAUGCUAUACCAAUUCAACGGAGGUUCUCCUCGCGGGAAUGGUUAUCUAUACUUUACGGGUCAUAGAGCGGUUAUGGGGAUCGAGGAAGUUUGCGAGCUUUAUUAUUAGCACGCUUCCGUUGACGACUAUCCUACCUCCUCUCGUUCUCACGCUUAUAGCCCGCCCGCUAUCUCUGAAUACGCUGAACCAUCUCCCCGCUGGCCCAACUGCAAUUCUCUUUGCUAUACUCGCGCAAUACCACGCUACUAUCCCCACAACAUACAAGUACCGUCUGUUAACCAGCUCAUCUGGUGCCUCUGGAUCGGCCAUUACAUUUAGCGACAAAUCAACUAUCUAUUUUCUUGCGCUUCAGCUGUCCUUGUCACAAUUACCCCACACUAUACUACCGGCAUUCGUUGGCUGGGUGAUAGGUUAUGCAUGGCGUGCUGAGCUGCUUCCAAGCAAGAUAUCAUCAUGGAGAAUACCAGGUUGGCUUUAUGGCGGUUCCUCAGAACACCAAAGGCUGCGCGGAGCCUCGAGAAAUAGGGGUGACGGUGACGCUUCUUCGUCUGGAACCGCGGGGGCUGGAAACAGAGAUCCCGAGCGGUUAGAAGGGCUACGGCGAAGAUUAGAAGGUGAAUCUAGAGCUGCUGCUGUUGCUGUUGCGAAUACGGAUACGGAUGGCGGCCGAAGAAGCUCGAGUAGCGCUGGUGGCGGAGCUGGUGGUGUCCAGGAAGCAGACCAGCGAAGGCCGCUAGCUGGACAGAUAUUAGACCGGUUCAGGGGAACAUUUUAA
This is a messenger RNA of Nannizzia gypsea CBS 118893, 945 nucleotides long. RefSeq lists its product as hypothetical. Lineage: Eukaryota; Fungi; Ascomycota; Eurotiomycetes; Onygenales; Arthrodermataceae. The record is from RefSeq and is a predicted model, not a curated record. Gene Ontology annotation, molecular function: serine-type endopeptidase activity. The transcript has 3 exons. The coding region runs from base 1 to 945 and encodes 314 amino acids.